This is a messenger RNA of Pyricularia grisea, 699 nucleotides long. RefSeq lists its product as uncharacterized. The coding region runs from base 1 to 699 and encodes 232 amino acids. The transcript has a single exon. Lineage: Eukaryota; Fungi; Ascomycota; Sordariomycetes; Magnaporthales; Pyriculariaceae. Gene Ontology annotation, molecular function: phosphatidic acid transfer activity. Gene Ontology annotation, biological process: phospholipid transport. Gene Ontology annotation, cellular component: mitochondrial intermembrane space. The record is from RefSeq and is a predicted model, not a curated record.
AUGGUUCUCACCCACACAACCAACCACACAUACUCUCACCCAUUUCCCACCGUAACACUUGCAUUCUUCCUCCGCUACUGCUCGCCGCAGCUCAACCCUUUUGCGGCCCAUGUCCUCAGUACCGAUACAAUCUCAAGCCACGUUGAUGCCGAUGGCAGGCUACACACAACUCGCAUCCAUCUAAAAAAGUCACGUUUGCCUGGGGCCGUCUUCAAGUUACUUCCAACAAGCAUCACCGGUGGCGGGUCGAACAACAAGGCCUCCUAUGUUCUCGAGACGAGCAUCGUGGACAUACGGGAAGGCUGGAUGAAGACUGAGAGUCGAAACCUCAACUUCGUCGGAGUUUUGUCUGUCGUGGAGAAGCAGACAUACACCACACCGACUGAGGCAAACAACAAUGCGACCACUACCAACGUCGAAACAAACGUCGUCUUCCGGUCUAGGCUUGGAGAGAAGCUUAGGGAGAAGAUCGGACAGUCACAGCAGCAGCAAGAGCCUCGGGAAGGCUGGUUCUCGCGUCUUGGGACUAAAGGCAUUCAGCGGAGCAUCGAGAACAUGGCAUCUACCAAGACGUUGGAUCAGCUCGGCAAGAGUCGCGAGGGUAUGUUGGUAGUGCUCGAGAGGUUGCGUAAUACCGGCCUCGUCAACAUAAUCGAGCUCACCAGAAGAGCCAAGGAAGCGCAGUCCGGCUCAGCUUGA